UCAUAUUAUUUAUCUUUAUUUCUAAACGUUACUUGCAGCUUUUCCCACUAGAAAUAAAAAAGCACGACAUAUGCUUAACGCCGUUAAAUGUUAUGUGUAAUUACUUAAAAAGCAGCUACCAUUUCCUUCUGCUGUAAAGCAGUGCGCCGUAUUACAGUCAGUGUUGUUGUUGGGAGCUACACUGACAGGAAGAUGAUUUGGACGCUUAAAUUAAUUACUUUAGCGUUUUUGUUACUUUUGGGGGGACAGUAUAACACAUUUGCUCUUCAAGAUGUAACGGCCGACCUUUUCGGUCCCGGGAAUUAUGGGACGGUGGCAGCUUUCGGAGAUUUUAAUUCGGAUAAACAGACAGACAUCUUCACGAUCAAAGAACAGACUGAUUUGGUCAUAUUCUUGGCUGACUCCAAACCACCUUACUUCAAGCCCAAAGUUCAAGCCAAAAACAUUUUGGGAAAAAACAUCACCAGCGUGGUUCCCGGAGAUUAUGAUGGAGACUCUCAGAUGGAUGUCCUUCUCACAGCUAAGAAUGGCCAGGAAACAGAAGUUUUCAUCUUUUGGGGGCACAACCAGACAUUAGAUAUUGGAGGGGGGAUUAAGCUGAAUCACACCUUUAGUGAUCAACCUCUUGUCAUGGAUUUUAAUGGGGACAUGAUUCCAGAUGUUUUUGGAGUCAUCAGCUCUUCCUCCAGUGUAGUCUGCUAUCUCACCAAAAGGACUGAAGUGUGCAGCAAAGCACUGAGUUUAACUGGCGCCAUGCGUAUGCCUCACUCCAAUGCUUUCAUUGACCUCAACAAGGACUUCACUGCUGAUUUAUUCCUGACAAUGAAAAACGACCGAAUGUUUGAGACCUGGAUCAACAAGGACGGGAACUUCACCAAGACUGACGUCAUGUCAAAGCCAAACGAAACCACAAUUAUUGGGCAGUCUUCCUUUGUGGACUUUGAUGGCGAUGGCUACCAGGACCAUCUCCUUCCUGCAUGUUUGGAUAAAAGCUGUCAAAGAAGUACCAUCUACCUAGCCAAGUCAGGCUCAAGAGACUCAAAGUGGAUACCAGUUCUCUCAGAUUUCAAGCGGAAAGAAACUGUCUGGGGCUUUGUGCCAGAUAACUCGAGUCAACCCCCAGCCCUUCACCUUGGGGACUACAACCUGGAUGGGUUCCCUGAUGCCCUGGUAGUCCUCCAAAACAAAAGUGGAAGUGGCCAGCAGGCCUUCCUAUUGGAGAACGUGCCCUGUAACAGCAACACUUGCCACAGUGUUGGACGAAUGUUCCACAUCCACUGGGACCAGUCAGAUUUAGGAGCCAUUCAAAAUGCCGUCAGGGCAACUUUCUUUGACAUCUAUGAGGACGGUAUUUUAGACAUGCUGGUUCAGAGCAAGGCAGAGGGCAAACAGGACUUGAGAAUUCACGCUUUGAAGAACAAUUUCGAAGCCGAUGCCUACUUCGUUAAAGUGAUGGUACUCAGUGGCCUCUGCUCCAAUGACUGCCCUGAAGGUGUUAAGCCUUUUGGUGUGAACCAGCCAGGCCCCUAUGUCAAGUACACCACAGUGGAUUCUAAUGGUUACCUGAAAAAUGCAUCAGCUGGUCAGCUAAGCCAGUCAGCUUAUUUCUCCCUCCAGCUGCCCUACACUGUACUGGGGCUCGGACGCAGCGCCAACUUCCUGGAUCACCUUUUCGUCGGCAUCCCCCGGCAACCUGGAGAGACGGAGAUAAGGAACAAGGAGUGGACGGCCAUCAUUCCCAACUCUCAACUUAUUGUCAUGCCUUUCCCACAUGAUACACCCCGCAGUUGGAGCGCUAAAUUGUACCUUACUCCCAGCAACAGCGUGUUGCUGACGGCCAUCGCACUGAUCGGCGUGUGUGUCUUCAUCCUUGUUAUUAUUGGGAUCCUUCAUUGGCAAGAGAAGAAAGCAGAUGACCGAGAGAAGCGCCAGGAAGCCCACCGUUUCCAUUUUGAUGCCAUGUGAAGAAACAAAGCUGCAUCAUGGGAGACCAUCCUCUCCCAUCCUCCCGCGCAUGCCUCUCACCUGACCACCCUUUCCUCUUCACACGUUUUCACUCAGACUCAUUUCAAGGGCCAAUAAAUGGAUUCUCGUAUACCCCAAAACGUUUCUUUUUGAUAUUUUUCAGUCCUUGAGUCAGAUGUUAAAUAUUUAUGCUCCAUUUCAUUUAUUCAUUCCAGUUUUAGAAGUACAGGAGCUGCAACAAGGCCAUAGAGACAGACAACGAAAUCCUAAUGGGAAUCACUCUCAAGUUUAAAGCAGUGAUUUCUUUGGACCGACUGUCGUUAGGAGUGUGAUCGUCAGUGGUGUUAUUAGUGUAUUUGGAUCCUUUUGAAAUGCCCAACAAGUAGCUCCAAUGAUAAAAGCAGUUUCUUUUUGUUUGUUCACUGGGAAGGAAGCACCUUUAACAUUGUGUGUAUAUAAAUGUGCAUCGUUACUUCAAAGCCACACACGUGUUUCUGUCCAUUGUCUUUGCACAGCUGAUGAACCUCUUGGGUUUUUUCCUGUGAAAUUAAACUGAACUGAUUGUAUUAUAUUGAUUCAGCCUCACAGCUACAGACAGCAAUUGGUGAAAAGUGAACAUAAUGUGAUAUAAUGAUGCUGCAGAACAUUUUUAUGCUUCCGAUCCCACUAAAAAUAAUGAAUGGCCUUCAUGUCUGCUGAGUGCAAGUUUGUCUCUUUUGAGUCUGUCCUAAAACGCUGCAUCAUGGGAGUGCCAAAAUAAAGAGCCUGGAGUCUGUAAAUGUCUAAUUCUGCUGCAUCAAAGUCCUGCAAAUCAUCCGACGCCUGGUUGUCCUGCUGAAUAAAGUACAGUUCGCUAGUUUCAUGUUUUAAUUUCUGUAGAGCUGGGUGGCUCCGGUGUGUUUUAUUUAUAUUCCAAGAAUGAGCUCAUGGUUUUCCAUGUGGUUUGCACUUUUUUUAACAAAUGAUUAACUGUGGGUGUAUGUAAUUUAUUUGGCUUGCAAAUGAAUGUUCAACCUACUAAAUGUGUUUACUUACUAAAGUUGAGAAUAAAGGUUUCUUCUGCUUAAGUCA
This is a messenger RNA of Maylandia zebra (zebra mbuna), 3036 nucleotides long. It is a transcript of the gene itfg1, whose product is annotated as integrin alpha FG-GAP repeat containing 1. NCBI's taxonomy places the organism in Eukaryota, Metazoa, Chordata, Actinopteri, Cichliformes, Cichlidae. Gene Ontology annotation, cellular component: plasma membrane. The record is from RefSeq and is a predicted model, not a curated record.